Molecule: messenger RNA, 2712 nt
Organism: Osmerus eperlanus (European smelt)
Lineage: Eukaryota; Metazoa; Chordata; Actinopteri; Osmeriformes; Osmeridae
Gene: chtopa
Product: chromatin target of PRMT1a
Exons: 4
Coding region: 973-1779 (268 amino acids)
Source: RefSeq, a predicted model, not a curated record
AGCCAUGCAUCUGACAGAAGUAACCAGACCAGAGGCGAGGGCACAACCGUGGUUUUGACGGCUGUAGUGUGCUCUACAGGAGGCCACUGUGGACUAGAACAGACAUGGAUACUGCCCCGAAGCCAAUCUGUGUGCUGCUCCCUCAACAUGUCUGCUGCAUUUACCGACACAACAACCCAAGUCGAUGAACCAAUGUUUCCAAUGUUUCCAAUGUAGUCAAAAUAUGGAAGGCUUGUCGACCGUAGACUGCUUGUGUGAGCAGCGCACAUUUUGAGUCGAGGAGAGUGGGUAACUAUGAUGCUAUGUAAGGCGACUGUCCCAAACUGGGACGCAGGCCACACAUGCCUCAGCACUCCCAUUGCAUGUGCAUAUUGCGCUAGCUGUGCGCUACAGAGAAGAGAUUCCUAACAGCGGUGGGCGGGUACAGCACUCAAGUGCCCCUUCUCUUCUGCCCUGUCUCACACUGCUCUCAGAAAUGAUUGUCUGGUCGGCCAUUUGUCUACUUUCUCUCCUUCUGUCUUGCUUGCUUCCUUUUCCCUUCACUACUCUGAAGCGUCUCUGUGAGACGGGUACCCAGUCCUAGCCUGGACGUGACCACCCCCUCUCACCCCGCCCUACUUCCUUUUGUAACGUGGUAAUACCACAAGGCACGGUCCGGGCUGUAAGUGGCUGGGUGGCCAAACUACCCCUCCAGUCCAUGGCCUCCUCCCCUGUUGGAAGCUGCCGGCAACAUGAAGGUGGCAGGAGGCCUGUAAGUGGCAGUCACUUUCUCAUCCUCUUUCCCUUCAACUUUUUCUCCAGUUCUCUUCCUUGCCUCCUAAUGUCUUGUUCUUUCCAUACGUUCAAUUCUGCACUUCAACUUUCCUUUAAAAUGUCUAUAAUGGCUACCACUUGGGCAGGCAAAAUUGGCUAUCUGACAAUAAUGAGUGCAAAGAGCAAAGUGUCAAAAAAAAAAAGUGAGACAGGGCCUACAUGACAAACGCCAAUGCCUCCUGUGGCUUCGUCUUUGCUUUGAGAACUGACUUGAUUUGGACCCCCCGUAUCUCUCUUCCGCCUUUCCCUCUCUCUUGCCCUGUGUCUGUUCCCUUUCCCCAUCCCCCCCUUAAAAGCUUCACUAACAUGCUGAAGAACAAGCAGCCGACGGCAGUCAACGUCCGAGCUACAAUGCAGCAACAGCACAUGGCCAGCGCCCGUAACCGCCGCCUCGCCCAGCAGAUGGAGAACAGGCCUUCUGUACAGGCUGCUCUGCAUCACAAACAGCAGAGUUUGAAGCAGCGACUGGGAAAGAGCAAUAUCCAGGCUAGGCUUGGCCGGCCCAUCGGGGCUCUUCUGCGGGGGGCGGCUGGAGGACGAGGGUUUGCUGCCGGAGGGAUACGAGGGAUGACCAGAGGAGGUCUACGAGGCCGUGGAAGAGGAGUACUUGGAAGGGGCGCAUUUCCCCUCAGAGGCAUGGCUCAGAUGCGUGGCCGUGGGGGUCCUGGGCGGGUGGCUCUCCGCAGGGGGAUGCGUCAGCGAGGAGGGGCCCCAGGCCGGGGUGCCAUCGUGGGCCGCGGAGCUGGAAGAGGGGUGGGAGCCAGAGGUCGAGGUGGGCUGCGUGGGCGUGGGGCCUUUCCCGGGAGAGGUGGACGCAGCAGGGGCAGGGGAGGAGUCGGCCGUGGAGUCGUGACCCGCGAGCAGCUGGACAACCAGCUGGACGCCUACAUGUCCAAGACGAAGGGCCACCUCGACGCCGAGCUAGACGCCUACAUGGCCCAGGCUGAUCCUGAAGGAAUGGAGUGAUGGAGACUUCUGCCGGCCUACACUGAAGAGACAAACUCGGUGAUCAAUGAUGAGACGGAAAGAAUAGACGUAAAAAUAGGGUGACACGUAAUUACUCAGCAAUGAAAAGUGUACAGACACCCAUGCAUUUUGAAAUAGCCUUUGUACUAUUCAGAUGGACACACACGUCCUAAGAGCUAAGAAAUCUGCUGUUUCCCGGAAGGUGAACAACAUCAUGCCAUGAAUGUCCGUGCAAGGUGCACUCACCUGCACAGUGUUCAUCAGUCCCCUUUUUUUUAUGUGCAAAGUGAAAAUGACUCGAUUUGACAGGGACUCCCUGCUCUAGAAAGGCUUGUUAAUGGACCAGAAUAGAGAAUCUUGUGAUGCCAUGUCAAAAGUGGUUAAAGAAGCUUUGCUUUUAAUGGGGAUAUUUUGUCUUCCCCUGUAUUUAUUUAUUUUGACGUUCUCUGUUUUGUUCGAAUUGAUUUUUCACCUGUCUAACUGAAAUUUGUAUCGGUUUUUAAGUGCUUUUUGAUUAUUGUUGAGUUGGUUUUGGGAGCAACUCCUGUAAAGUUACACAAAUGCCAAAUCUAGCGAAACCAUGUAUCUUGUCAUUGUGUCGAUUGUUCUUCAAUGGUUUUGUGGAGAUUGUUUACGUCUCUGGAACUGUCCCAACUACGUCUUUUUAUGGAUAUACGACUUGUCUCUAAUAGUAAUUGCUACACAACAAAGGGUUAAAUGGAAAAAUAACAUUGGGGUGAGAAUGCUUUUUACUGUUGUCCAAUUGAGUUUGAAAUAGAAUUUUUUAAAUGUAAAACAUGUUUGUACAUGUAAUUGAAUGACGACAACUUCUGUUUAAAGCUAGAUGUACAUAUCACUAGUAGUUAUGUCCUGUCCUCAAACUCCCAUAGUGACAGAAAAUAGAAUAAACUUUAUAUUGUCAUUUCUCUUAAA